AUGCAUAUUACACAUAUGAAAUGCCAUUCUCGCUGUAAGACUGGAAGAAUGUCCAGUGCCAGCGGUAACAACAGUCUUGCCAGUGCGACCAGUUACAGUGGAGCUAGUACUCUUACUGGAGGUGUAGGAGGUGCAUUAAGUCUGAUGGGUUGUGUCAGAGAGGCUUCACCUCCGCCUCAAAAUCAUCGGACGCUGGAUCUUGGCGAUUUAGCGAUGCAACGUCAUGCGGAUUUACUUCCUAAAGAACCAAAGAAAAGACGCUUUCAUCCUCUCCGCGGGCUGAGAAGAAUCUUCAGAAGAAAGAGCAGAAGUGCUGCUGAUGCCGCCUUCGAUUCUCACAACGAUCGAAAUGACCCAGUGACUCACGAUCGUGAGGACAUGACUCUCAGGCAUCCAGCUGGACGUACUGAGGACGCUCGGAGCCAAAGUGCUAGUGAAUUACUCACUGAUUCUUGCGAUUGUCAAAGUGGGUUCCUCAGGCGAGGAGGCGGCGUACAAGAGACGUUUACCAAGCUCCGAGGUGCUUCAGGUCAACUCUCAGUGUCUCACGACAGUGUCUUCCCCGGGGAGGUGCCUCAUACUCGGCCUCUCUCAUCUCUAGAUACCUUGGCUACAUUCCAAAGACGACAGGGAAAAACAAAUGAUGAAGCUAACAAGAGCCAUGGCAUCCAUGGAGCUUCCAACAAUCGGAUAUCUCUUCGAGUGUUGGAGCAAAUUAAGACUGCCAUAGAGAGUAGGAAUCAGCUGGCAUCGGCGGAGACGCACGUUCCUCUUAGCCGUUUCAGCCGUACAGAUAAACGUGAACGAACCGAUAGAGAAGAGCCGGAGGAAAAGUUCAGGCUAUUUGUGAAGCACCUUUUUAUAAAACCAACACAACACUCUCUUCUCGGGGCUUCCCAGCACCUGGCGCCAUCCAGCGUUUCACCUGCCGGUUUACCUGCAAGCCCAUUGAUAAUAAAAUUUCCUGCCGAGGUGGAUUGCGAAUUGAGGAUCAUCAAGCGACUGAAAGUAACUACUUUAUCAACGGGAUUAAGACUAACACCUGGUCAAUUUUUGUUUUGCAAAAUGAGACCUAGUGGUACAAAAAAAAAUAUUCUGCUCCUUUAUCUUUGCUGGAUCAGUGAACAGAUGCAGGUCACGGAAGCGUCGUUUUCUUGCAUCAAAAAAAUGGUGGUGUCACGAGAGACAAGUAUUUCGACGAACAUACGGGCGAUCAUCGAGCAAUUGAAUCUAAAUCCCGUUGAAAGGCGACGUCUUAUUGAUCGGACUCGCGAGACCGUCAGAAUAAGACCCGUAAGUUCUCCAGCCAACAUAACAAUCGGCGUUUACGGGUGCAAUGACAAAACUUCAGUGGAUACCAGGACCAAAAGUACCGUUGAUAUUUUUCCUGAGGUCAAAAUUGAUAGCAGAAUUAUUGCUGGUGAAAAUAAUAACUCGAAAAUUUAUCCAGCAGAAAUUUCUGUUACCAAUAAUAAUAAUAAUAAUAAUAAUAAUAAUAAUAAUAAUAAUAAUAAUAAUAAUAAUAAUAAUAAUAAUCGUUACAUCAAAGAAACGAUUACAACUCCAUCGUCGGCUAAAAUAAUAAUCAGUAUCUGGGGUAGUAAUGACGGCAAAAAAAAAGAACCUCGAGUAAUCGAGAGAACGAGUUCUUGUACCGGAAAAAUAGACAUUAAAGUGGUUGAUGAUGAAGAAAAGAGAGUGCUCUUUAGAUCGAGGCGCGCUGAAAUGAGACAAAGGAUACCGGAAGAUCAAAAAGAACCAUGCGAUGAGAUACCACGAACGCAACCGGACAAUGACAAAAUUGCUACACUGCCAAAGGAGGACUUGCCGGAAUUCGAGAGCGACUCGCUGAAUCACACCGCGGCUCAUCACCGGAUUUCAGUGCGCCCUAAAAAUCGGCGACCACCACGAAGGUCAGUCACGGCGACCAACAGCAGUAUGUCCUGCUCUACAAUCACAACCAUAUCAGAAAACUCGGACGUGCUGGACAGUCUGGAGAUGUCAACAGUAACCAGCAGCAAUGCCAGCACCCCGAUUGACUCCAAGGGGAUCACAGUGAUGCGUAAAUCUUCCAGCAGGAUGUCAUCAAGGACGUCCGAUUUGUUUGAAGAGUUUGAUGUUAAAAAGAAGCCCUCGAGUAUGGCCUCGCUGUCGCCAGACAGUCUUGAUGUCAGUAUCACCAGGAUCAACGAGCAAACUGAUGCAAUAGGUCAGCAGGAUGCUUCUGGUGACAUUAAAUAUAUAUCCAGGAAAUCAUCUGGAAAUCGUCAGGUUACUACUACCAAGUUGUCAAACGUUUACGAUGAAUUGGAAGUCACACCGAAGAAGCGAACGUCGAUUACUCGGCUAUCAAAGUCCCCAGACAGCCUUGAUAAUUCAUUUUCAAAGUCCUCCGAGGGAUUUGAUAAGCUUAUUGAGGACGAGGAGGUGCUACCGACGUUCGGAAGAUUGCAAAGUUUAAUAUCCAAGUCUACAGAUGGGUUCGAUAAGCUAGCGGAGCACGUCGAUAUUAAGCCUAUGCCUCGGAGACUUACUAACAUGAUUUCAAAGUCUACCGACGGAUUUGAUACUUCAGACCGCGAGGAGCCCCGCCCGGCAAGGAGACCCAAUAAUCUGGGCUACAAGUUCUCAGACACUGUUUCCAAGUCCUCGGACAGCUUGGAGGCGAUUCAGGCUCUGGUGAGCGAUGACUCGAUCGAGCGCAGGCGCAGCAGUUUCGAAAUUCGUCCGAGAAGAACUCACAAAACUAUGUCCAUGUCCUCGGAUAACUUUGGGAGUCUGGAUCAUCACCAGCCGGAGUUGCAGAAAAUCAGCAGCACCUCUGAUGUUUAUCUUGCUAGGGUCAAUAAAAGUUACGGGAAAAUGGGGAGUGUGUCCAAGUCUACUGAUAACUUUGAAGCUAUUGAUAGUCAGGAGACCAGUCGGUCAAACAUAGACUUUAAACACAAUUACAAAAGCUACAAGCGGACCAUCUCGUCAGAGAGCUCGGAUAAUCUUGAGCUAGAGGAUAAAGUUGAGACCCGGAAAGUUCGCAAGCCACCAAAGAAAAUACCCAACUCGGUUUUAGGUCUGUAUCCAGGCGAUGAUUAUGACAAAGAGGAUUAUGACCGCAGGCCUUGUUUGCUGAGGAAACCUCCGACUCCUAGGCUGCAAAAGUCCUCGGAAAGUUCUGAGCUUGGCAAUUCAAAGUCACUGAACUACUCAGACAAACCUUACUGGCGUAAAAGUUCAGAAUCAAAAGAAAAUAUUGACAUCCAUCAGCUGCUGACAAUAGUAAACGGUAAUAACCAACGGAACUCUGUACCAUUUACGAAAAAACUUACGACAUCACCGCCAUCGUCACCUGUCGUUAAGCAGGAGGACAAUAAGUUGCUAUUCAACAAUUUGCUUACCUCUAAAAAUGAUGAAGAAUUGCAGAAUAUGCUUAACGGAAACAUAUCUGAAGUGUCAACAGACACUAAGAGUUUCAAAGAGAAACUUAUUAUGUUUGAGAAACUUGGCAAGUGA
Molecule: messenger RNA, 3507 nt
Organism: Cotesia congregata
Lineage: Eukaryota; Metazoa; Arthropoda; Insecta; Hymenoptera; Braconidae
Source: the annotation of a GenBank genome assembly